This is a messenger RNA of Pogoniulus pusillus (Red-fronted tinkerbird), 8155 nucleotides long. RefSeq names its product gamma-aminobutyric acid type A receptor subunit beta2 (gene GABRB2). Gene Ontology annotation, cellular component: synapse; plasma membrane; neuron projection. The record is from RefSeq and is a predicted model, not a curated record. The transcript has 10 exons. The coding region runs from base 754 to 2178 and encodes 474 amino acids. Gene Ontology annotation, biological process: chloride transmembrane transport; signal transduction; nervous system process. Gene Ontology annotation, molecular function: extracellular ligand-gated monoatomic ion channel activity; chloride channel activity; neurotransmitter receptor activity. NCBI's taxonomy places the organism in Eukaryota, Metazoa, Chordata, Aves, Piciformes, Lybiidae.
AGCCCUGGGUGUGCGGGACCCAGCGGUGCCGAGGAAGCGAGCGAGAGGGCUCUGAGCAACACCCUCACCCUUGUCCCAUCCCCCCUGGGGGUGUGUGUGUUUCGUGGUGGGGUUUUUUGGUGUGUGGGUUUUUUUUUUUUUUCCUUUCUCUUUUUUUCUCCACCUCCUUCCUCCUACCGCGAAUUAAAUAUUUCUUUUGUUAAUUGACGCCCGAGCGUUCCUAGCCCCUUCCCAACGCAGCCCGGGCCGGCCGAGGACGCGUGUGCACGCCCAGAUCCGCUCGGCAAGGCAUCUCGGAUCCGCCGGGCCGAGGGUCUGUGAGCGGGAGAAGGAGGAGGUGUAAAAGGAGCUACAAGCACAAAGCAGAUUUGCGAGGAAUAAUUUAACUCCCGUGUUUGUUGUUUUUCGAGAUUUUGCCUUUUUGUUUCGCUCCUUCCUAUAUUUUUUUUUUUUUUUCCCCUUUUUUUCUUCCGCUGCUCAGGAUUUAAAUGUCACUCAUAGCAUCCCCAGAUCAGCUUUCCGCUCGUCUCCGGUCUCUUCCGAGACACUAACUGGAUCACACGCUGCAUUUGAAGAGCCUGGGUGUUCUACCCCCCGAAGGAAAUUUGCUCCAUCUCCAGCAGCAACCACUGCUCCUUUUGAUGUUGUGGUACGCCGUGCGCAUGCGCUUCACAUUAGAAUUACUGCACUGGCCAGAAUAAGUUGGAUCUCUUCUCUUCACUGAAACCCUAAAUCAUAUCAAAAGCUAAAGGGAUGCUGAGAGUCCGGAAAAAGGGUUACUUUGGGAUUUGGUCAUUCCCUUUAAUAAUAGCCGCGGUGUGUGCACAGAGUGUCAAUGACCCUAGUAAUAUGUCACUGGUAAAAGAGACCGUGGAUAGACUGCUGAAGGGCUAUGACAUUCGCUUGAGGCCAGAUUUUGGAGGUCCCCCAGUGGCUGUUGGCAUGAACAUAGACAUUGCCAGUAUAGAUAUGGUCUCAGAAGUCAAUAUGGACUAUACCUUGACCAUGUACUUUCAGCAAGCAUGGAGGGAUAAGAGGCUGUCAUAUAAUGUAAUACCUCUAAACCUUACUCUGGACAACAGAGUAGCUGAUCAGCUGUGGGUUCCCGAUACCUACUUUCUGAAUGACAAGAAGUCCUUUGUACAUGGUGUCACUGUGAAGAACAGAAUGAUCCGUUUGCAUCCAGAUGGGACAGUCCUUUAUGGGCUCAGAAUUACAACAACAGCUGCUUGUAUGAUGGACCUACGGAGAUAUCCGCUGGAUGAGCAGAACUGCACGCUGGAGAUUGAGAGCUAUGGCUAUACAACAGAUGACAUUGAAUUUUACUGGCGUGGGGGUGAUAAUGCGGUCACAGGAGUGACAAAGAUUGAACUGCCACAGUUCUCCAUUGUAGACUACAAGCUUAUCACCAAGAAUGUUGUUUUCUCUACAGGUGCCUACCCAAGGCUGUCUCUCAGCUUUAAACUUAAGAGAAACAUUGGUUACUUCAUUCUGCAGACCUACAUGCCUUCUAUUCUGAUCACUAUCCUGUCCUGGGUUUCCUUCUGGAUUAAUUAUGACGCUUCAGCUGCAAGAGUUGCUUUAGGGAUCACAACUGUGCUCACAAUGACAACAAUUAACACCCAUCUUCGAGAGACUCUUCCCAAAAUUCCCUAUGUGAAGGCCAUUGACAUGUACCUUAUGGGAUGUUUUGUCUUCGUUUUCAUGGCUCUGUUGGAGUAUGCAUUGGUCAACUACAUCUUCUUUGGCAGAGGACCACAGCGUCAAAAGAAAGCAGCAGAAAAAGCUGCCAGUGCCAACAAUGAGAAGUUGCGAAUGGAUGUCAAUAAGAUGGAUCCACAUGAAAAUAUUUUGUUGAGCACACUUGAAAUUAAAAAUGAGAUGGCUGCCUCUGAGGCUGUGAUGGGGCUUGGGGACCCUAGAAGCACUAUGCUGGCGUAUGACACUUCAAGCAUCCAGUACCGGAAAGCUGGCUUACCUAGACACAGCUUUGGCCGCAAUGCCCUGGAGCGACAUGUGGCACAGAAGAAAAGUAGGCUACGGAGACGUGCAUCUCAGCUGAAAAUCACCAUUCCUGACUUGACUGAUGUAAAUGCCAUAGAUCGAUGGUCUCGCAUAUUCUUCCCUGUUGUUUUUUCCUUCUUCAAUAUUGUCUAUUGGCUUUACUAUGUGAACUAAGAAGCAAAGCCACACAGGAAGAAAGAACUGGAUUUCUCUUCAAAUCGGUUGUACAGCCAAAAGUGGGACUUAGAAAAAUUCUAUUCAGGACAAAAAGUUAUUCUAAAACACCUUAGUUGCUGGCCCACUUCUAUGGUCUGUUUUUAUAACGUUUUGGUUGUAUCUGCUAAAUCAUGAAUAUGUUAAGUCGCAGUAUGGACCUAUCCCCUUACCAGAAUACAAGUGCAUUUUGAGUGUGAAGGCAAAUUAGACUUUGACAAUCACUCCUAUCUCAUUGUCCCUCACACUUUGUUUCUUUUUUCUUAAUUUUUUAGUGACCAUUUGAGUUUAGUGAUACAAAUUACAGAGUGGCAUUUGAGAAACAAGUUCUAGUUUCAACAUCAGUCCAUACCGUUCCCAGAGAAACUGCUCACCUGAGACAUGCAUCUACACUUAAGGGAGUGUACGGAGUUAUUAUCAUGCUUUUGAAACACAUACACUUUACCUUUUAAACAUGUAAACUUGAAAACAAGUAGUGCCUAUCAUCUUUCUGAGAUGAUGAUGGUCAGAGGUUUCCCAACCAUUUUCAGGUAUUUCCUGUUUUGUAUUGAAAGAUCUAAACCUUUGACUGCUAAUAUUAGGGUUGGGUGUUUGCACAGAAGCUGAAGCAAAAAGCACUAGUUUUGUUUGGAUUUUGAGAGAACAUAUGCUGACAGUCACAAUGACACUAGUUGUGAUCCAUAGAGGAAUGUAGCAAUGGUAUAAAAAUGCAUUGACUCUGAAUGGGUAGAGGUGCUGCUGGUUUGGGGGGGGGGGGGAAAGAAGUCAUCUGUCCAAAGUGCCAAAGGAUGCUGGCUGGCCAAAUAGACAUUCUCUAGGUGGCUGAAGUAAACCAGUGGUGCCCUGCAUUUCCAGGGUGGAGAAAGCUUAGAGAGCGAUUGUAAAACACAAGAGCCAAGGAUAGGGAAGGCUACAUAUAUGUAAAAGUGUGUGUAUAUAUAUAUAUGUAUACACAUAUAUCUAUAUACUGUGAAAAUGAAUGUUGUCAGUUAUAGUAUGUACCCAAGUCUGAAAUACUCAUGUGGAGUUCUGUGAUUUCUUCCACGUUUGCAAUCUUUCCAAUUAUGCUUGCUACUGUUAUUAUGUUUAACACCUUAUAUCCAGCUUGAUUAAAGGUAUCAUAUCUCUUUCAGCAGGAAAGAUUCAAGCUUAUGUAUUUCAGUACAAAAAAUCCUUACAGGGUAUUUUCUCAGUCUGGGUUAGGCAAGGCCUGUUCAUCUUUAUUUUUUUUUCCUAAUGCACUUUUUUAAAGGGAAAAAAAAAUUGGUAGCUAUCACUAGGAGUUUAGUUACAUUCUUGUGUGUUUCCUUCUUUAGGGUAACUUCCACUGAAAAACUACCAAAUUUCAGUUUUGCUUUGGGAAACUUCUAAAUCAACAUGGCAGUGGGGGGAUGGGGAGUGUUGUUUAUGAGUUUUGGUGAGAUUUUUUUUUGUCAUUGCAGAGAACUUUAUAGGCAAAAUAGAAUAGACAAAACCCAGAAUUUUAUAGGCAAAGCAGAACUUUCCAUUUUGUCCAUUGUGGAAACUGUUUUUUUGAUUGAAAAGAACUUCACAAGAACUGUAUAUAAUAAAGUAUAAAUUCCUGAUGGCUUUUACUAAAUUAGAUCCCCAGUAUUGUUUGACACUAAAUAUUUCAUGAAGCAAAAGCCACAUCUGUUGUAUCUACACUACCUCUCAUCUGUGUACAAAUUUCUGAAAGAAACUAGAAUCCAAGUAUCUUCCAAACAGUCAAGGAGUUUCUUCAGGCAGAUACUGUUUCCCCAUUCCUUUGACAAUACUUUAAGACAGUUCUGAAGAAUAUUUUUCAUAAAAUGUUUUCUCUGAUUAUUUUGUUCUUGUUUUAAAAGAGUAAUUUUCUUAUAAGUUCUGUGGAUUUUUUCCCCCCAUUUGACAGUGAAUGACAGUGAUAGGAAGAAAACAGCGCUGGGAACCAGCAGGCCAAUUUUCUGACUUUGUUUGGAGCGUAUCGUAUCCUUAUUCCUGCUUCAAAUGGGAGAGAAUAGUUUGAGCCUGAAAUGGGAUUUGCCAGGCAUACACACCAGCUGUUGUUUUCAAGGGAGUUGUGUGUAUGCUCUCAUACUGCCUCCAGGUUCAGAGUCUGCAAUAUGUAGAGCCAGGCUUUCAUCACACGAUUACCUUUCUAAGUCAAAAUGUUGCUUUUUGUUCACAUCCUUAAUUUCUGACUACAUUUCCUGCAUAAUGCAAUGAUCUAUGUAGAUGCAUCUGGAAUUUCACCUGAUAGGUAUGAAUCAUGUUGGAUUUUUUUUCUCCAAUUCUAAGACAAGGAGCCACACCAAAAUUCAGUAAUUCUCUUCAAAGUCUGUUCUUUUGAAGUGGUAUUAAUUAUCAUAAAUAAAAGCAGUCUUACAGUAUCCUUCUGUACAAGCUUUUCUUUCAUUUCACAGAUUGCUGCCAAUUCCUUUUUUUUUUCCUUUCUCAGAAGCAUAGUGUGACUACAGGGAGUUCACAGCCUGUUUGUGGUUGAUACCUGUCAAAUGUAAAACCUUAGAGAGAAUGUGUUGAGACUCUGCUUUGGUUUACCACAUCAGCUAUUAGGAAAACCACAGAGAUUGAAUCCUAGAACUGCACAUUAAUUUAUCUGAAGUUACAGUACAAGCCAUAAUACUCUCUGAUGUUACUAUGCAGAGAGUGAAAGAAAAUGUUUGGUUUCUGCUCAGGUGUCACUAGGAAAGAUAUAUAUUAUCUGGGGGGAAGGAGCACUUUUGCUUUUACUAUGUCCUGACUAUUAAUGUGAUGUAUAAAAUUAGUGAAAGAAAAGGAUUCUAUCAUUUUGUACUAAGGCUUAACACUGUGAUAUAAAAAGGUGGGGGUGAGAAAGACUGGUGAGGCACUGUCAAGGGAAAAGUAUAACUCAAGCCCAAGGUGAGCCCUAACUCCUCUUCUGAGAUACUUGAGUGAAAGAAAAAUUAUAUCAACAAACAUGAUAAAUAGGGUUUGCUAUGUAUGCUACCCUCCAGGUAAACUGAAAUAAAAUUGCUUUUAUUUUGGAAUUGACUGAAAAUGGAUAUUCUGGAUAUUUUUAAUUGUGGUAAUUGUUGUUCAUUUCAACAAGCAAAAUAUGAAAGUUAAUAAUUUAGAUAAACCUUGUAAUGUAAUUAUAGUUGCACAUUCUAUUGUUCUAUUAGACAUAAUAGCCAGCAAUUAAGGUGUUUUUCAUCUUUGUGAAAUUCAUGGGCAAAUUAUGACUAUAACAUGGCACAGUUUUAAUGAAGUCUUUGAGAUCAAUCUGUAAAUAUAUACUGUACAUGACUGCUAGUAAGUAUGAUACACAUUUUCCAAACUGAAAACUCAUGCAACAUAUUUCUGUGUUUGCAUAAGGAAUGUUAUGUUUCUAUCCUAUCACAGUUUAAGGACUGGGAAGAAAGACUCAAGCAAUGACAUUGUGAUCAUUUCUUUUCUCAUUCCCAGGGGAGGAAAACAGAAUCUUAGAUAACAGCAUGUCGCAGAGAUCUUCAGAGAGUUUUUACGUUCUAACAAAAGGGACAUAAAAUGUGUAUGGCACAAAAGCACAACGCAGAGAGAAAACAAGUGGUGGUCUUACACCUGGGGGGAAAGUCCUAUUUAUUUCAGACCAAUAUGCAUUAAAAUUAAAGUUCAGUUAAUUUUCACUAUAAUUAUUAGACUGUGUUCCAAUUCUUUAUUAUAACACAGUACUAAACAUAAGUGAAUGGAUGUUGAACAUUACCCAACUAUAUGUGCAUAUGGACAUGUACCUAAAUGUCUAUAUGGACAUAGGUGUGUAUAUGUAUACACAUACCGAGUAUAUAUAUAUAUGCACACACAUUCAUAUGUUGGCAUAUUAAAGGAAUAAGCUAAUAAUAGUUUUGUUUCUACCAUCAACCAGUGUAUGAAUAUAUUUUUGAGAACAAAAGGUUAAUGUAUUUAAAAACAAAAACAAACAACUUACUAUACAGGGUAUCUGGGCAUUUCUAUAUCAGCAGAUCAAUGCUUAGAAUUCUUAUGGAGCAUUGCACCAUUUGACAUGAUGAUAGUACUGUACCUCCUAGCAUCCGAAAUUAGACUAGUCCUCACAUUGCUUGCCUAUUUCUUCUCUCUCUCUUUUUAUAACAGCAUUGUCCACUAGUAAGUUUUCAAAACCCACAAGAUCCUUAGGGAACCAAGAAGAAGGAAAACAACAACAACAAAAAAAAAGGUCAAAACUAUUAAUUAUUUCUAGAAAAUAAUCGAGGGUGGGAUGGCCAGGGUACAAAUACUAUAUCAGUAGUGAUCAUAACAUUUUGCUAUGUGUACAUAGAACAUCCAAUGUGAGCAACCAUGACUUAAGCUGAACGUGUGUAAAUAUUAUCAGAUUUCUUAAACAUUUUUAACUUCUAAUUUGUACUUUAUGGUAAGGCAAAAAGCUAAUUCUACUUAUGGUUUAGGUUAAUGUGUCCUAAAAUUAUGUAAAUAAUUAAAUAAGCUGUAAAUGAGCAGUCGAUAGAUACAGUAAUUGUUUAGUGACUUUUUUUUACUAAGUACAAUAUCUGCAGUGCUCUAGCAGAGUAAUUUAAACACCCUUUUGCAUAAACAGAUUUGGAUUCCAGAUACAAAAAAGUCCAGAAGGUACUGUGGUGUAAAAUAGCCAUCGCGGCAACGUUACUGCUAGCACAAUCGAGUCUUUUGUAUGGUUACAAUGUUCAGCCAACAGAAGAUAGUAGCUUGGCACUCAGUACUCAGAUUAGCAAAAACAAAUAGGGCUGGUUUUCACUUACAAUCAGGCACCUUUAUGUUGCUCCAGUGAGUGGAGAGGUGAAGGAAUCUAGAGUAAGUGAGAAUUCAGCUGUCGGUGAUUUCGUUACAGAAAGCCUGCAUAUUGCAUCUGUCUGUUUCUGAAAUCUGUAUCUCCUAUGGUACCUAAAAGUAGACAUAUAUUUUUCUUUAAAAAAAAAAUAAAGACAAAAAAAGGAUGUUAGACUGUCCUUAGAUAGCAUAGUCCCCCAAAGCCAAAGAAUCUUCACUCCAGAAAUUGUUUAAAAGGGAAGUCUAAUAAGUCACUGCUUAACACCAAAGGUAAAGCUUAAAUAAAAUGCACUAGGAACUUUGUCUAAAUUUUUAAGAAGCAGAUGGAAUGUUGAUCUAAAAUACUGCCCAGUUCUACUUUGUAAAAAGAGUAAUAAUUUCAAUAUCCAUGACUAUAAAAUCGAAAUAGAUCAUCUCUACAAGAAUAUGCAACACUAACAUUUCAUAAGUAUAAAAUUAUUUUCUUUGUAAGUGCUUUGACAAAAAAAAAAAAAAAGAAGAAGAAACCUAAAUGAUUAAAGAUCUCACCUCUACUUUCAUACUAAGGGUUGUAUUUUUUUAAUGUUUUUCAGACAUGAGGUCAUCUAUUCCAAUUUGAUAACAUUUUGUAUGUUUCCACUAUUCCUGUCAUUUGACAGACAUUCUCCAGACUGUAUUGUUCAUGGUCCGUCCUGUUGCUUUCAGUUGAAGACAAAAAGAACAUUUGAAACGUGAUUAAUUCUAACAAGCUGCCUAUGAUUUGACUUCUGUCACCUUUUUCUUUGCAUGGGUGUUUAAAUGGUUCUGUUAGUACUGUCUUUGCACAGUUCUGAGUUUUUUUAAUUUGAUUUUUUUUUCUACUUAGUACUAUUUACUUCAUAAUGUAGUAAUCAUCAGCCUUACUAAUGACCUUGUAGCCUUUCUUAUAUGCACAUAAUGCACAUUUUCCAAUGGCUAGAAAAUGCAAAAUACUAGUGGAUAUCAUUGCAUCAGAUCUUCAUGUCUUUCUCAAAAGGACUGCUAACCUCUGGGAUAUAUGAGGUAGUAAAAUGAUGAUUGUAAAUGAGUAGCACAUAAGAGAUAUUUUCUUGAAUUUAAAAUUAUUGCAGCCAGUUUCAGCAUGUAAAUAUAUAAUAAUGUUGGCUAGUGUGUAAUUCUUGAAUUAAAAAAUAUAAAUAAAGAAAAUCUAAAAGAUGUA